This is a messenger RNA of Triticum urartu, 381 nucleotides long. RefSeq lists its product as uncharacterized. Lineage: Eukaryota; Viridiplantae; Streptophyta; Magnoliopsida; Poales; Poaceae. Gene Ontology annotation, cellular component: large ribosomal subunit; ribosome. Gene Ontology annotation, molecular function: structural constituent of ribosome. Gene Ontology annotation, biological process: translation. The record is from RefSeq and is a predicted model, not a curated record.
CCCAUUUUCAGUUUCCUCUGCUGUGCAAGUUCAUACCCACUAGAUGGGGAAGGCAAAGCGUGCAUCUAUAUUUAUCAGGCUCGUCUCAGCAGCCGGAACUGGAUUUUUCUACGUGAAGCGCAAGAAUCCUCGGCGGAUCACAGAGAAGCUUGAGUUCAGGAAGUAUGAUCCGCGUGUAAACAAGCAUGUUCUAUUUACGGAAGCCAAGAUGAAGUGAGACGCUGCAGCCUUUCUUUCUUACCAUAAGACCUCUACCGUUCAUUUUGGUCGAAGACGAUGAUGCUACCUUUAUUUAGCGGGCUCUAGAUAAUUUAGUUUCAUGUAAACAACUCUAAUGAGCACGUUUUGAUCUCGUCAGCACCGAAACAGCAUGGAUUUUCA